AUGUUUUUCUCCCGCCAGCGUGUAAUCUUUGUGGCUUUUGCAGUGGCUCUGCUGGGAGUGGUUGGUGCUUCUCUGUCCAGGACCUAUUUGCCACCUCAAGUGCAGCAUCAGGUGAUCCAGGUCCCGAGGGUUCAGCAGCAGAUUAUCCACCGCCCGGUGGUUCAGCCACAGAACACCUACUUGCCACCCGCCCCCAGGGUGGUGCCCCAGGUGAUCCCCGUGCAUCGACCUGCCCCACAACUGGUGACCAUUGCUCGUCCUGCCCCACAUGUGGUUCCACAUAACACCUACCUGCCACCCCAAGUGAUCUCCCGUCCUGUUGCACAGGUGAUCUCCGUGGCUGCCCCACGUAAUACAUACCUACCACCCCGUAACACCUAUCUGCCACCCCAGUAA
Molecule: messenger RNA, 396 nt
Organism: Drosophila rhopaloa
Lineage: Eukaryota; Metazoa; Arthropoda; Insecta; Diptera; Drosophilidae
Product: pollen-specific leucine-rich repeat extensin-like protein 1
Exons: 1
Coding region: 1-396 (131 amino acids)
Source: RefSeq, a predicted model, not a curated record